Molecule: messenger RNA, 666 nt
Organism: Syzygium oleosum
Lineage: Eukaryota; Viridiplantae; Streptophyta; Magnoliopsida; Myrtales; Myrtaceae
Exons: 2
Coding region: 61-411 (116 amino acids)
Cellular component (GO): mitochondrion
Source: RefSeq, a predicted model, not a curated record
UUUGCAAAACGACCAAAAACCCCCCCGGCAAAAACCCUCGACCGGCGGCGAUCUCCGACGAUGGAGGCUGCGAACAGGGCGCUGGCCGCUCUCACGAAGGUCGCGAACAACAACGUCGUCAUCGACGUCUGCCUGGUGGGCGCCUUCGCGGCGCUGUGCGCGAGAUCGGUGAACCAGCAGAGGUACAUCGAGUCCCUCGAGGCCGAGAAGGACACGCUCGUCAAGUCGAACAAGGCCACGAAGAAGGCCAUGUGGGAUUGGAAGCAGCAGCUGUUCGCGGAAGCCGUCUCCGAUUCUGCUCUCCUUCCGCUCGACAAGCUCAAGGUCAUCUACGGCGAGGCCCCUGCUCCGCAACCCGGAAAUACAGUGGGAGAAGAUGCAAAAUCCCCUGCCUCCAAGUUUGUCAUCUGAAGUCCUCUUUGCCGGUGUUCUCAUAAGCUGGAAAUGCAGCCGAUCUUGAAUACUGAGAGGUUUCAUUACUCCCUACUCGUCUGACGUAUAAACUGGAGAUUAGGCAUAGAAACAGUGCCUAGUACUUUUGACCAUCCUUGGAUGGACCAAAAAUGUAACUAUCGAUGUACGGAAGGCCCAUCUGCAAUACGAAGGCAGAGUUUUGUUUGUUGAGCCCCGUUUUGGACUUGUCAAAUCAACCAUGUUUUCCCCCAA